AUGACUGAACAGGCAGAUUCAGGACCCAUGAUUGAGCCCAUAAAGGCAUCAAUACUCCUGGAGCUUGAGGAUGAAUAUACCCUCGCUCGACACCCAGCCCCUAGCCAUAGUUUACCGGUGGCUCAUCCCAAGGGUAUCCUUUUGCCAGGCCUAGACAAGAGGAUUAGCUCGGUCUGGGUCGGUGGGCACGUUGUUGGUGUUGGGUCGUUGAGCGAAGUCGGUGGAGCGACACCAGCAAAAAGAUCACUUCCUCUACAUGUCCUCGCUACAGCGCUUCUCAGCUCAGCCACAUCGCCAGAACCCGACACGCUUCGAAACGUUUACAUCAUCGCUCCUCAUGCCCUUCAGACAGUACCGAUGCUCCAUGCUCUUCUGGCCAACACAAUAUCCGACUCACAAGCUGCCAUCGAGCUUCUGAAGCCGGUGCGACUGUUGCAGUAUUUCGAUUUAGCUGGAAUUGCGGAAAGCGUUGCUGAAGUCAGCGACAGUUUGUACCGAGACUCCCAGAAACAUGAAAGACAAUGCAGAACCGGCCACGUCCACAAUCUUGUCCUUGUUCAAGGCAUAGGCCCAACGGUCUUUGCAACCUAUCGGCGAAGCAACCUCCUGCAAGCGAAUGCCCUUCUGGCAAGUCUGUGCCGAAACAUCACGCAGCUCUCCAGAUCGUUGGGCGACAUCCUGGUCAUGGUGGAGUUUCUGGUUGAGGUGGAAGAAGCAGAUAACAUGCAACAGAAACAAGACGCGGUUCGGACCAGAACGGCUAGGAGCAUGGUAUUGGAUUCUGCAUUUUUAGGUCCAAGGGGAGAGACUCUGAGGCUAGCAUCGUGUCAUGAGUCUCUGUCGAGGACGCUCGCAGCCAGCUGGGAUAGCGUCGUCGCUGUGCAUGAUGGGCUGGGACGAAUUACUGACAACAAGUCUAGCGAAGAAUAUCGAGACCAGGUCGUCGAAGUGAUCAAAGACCGAAGCGGCAACCUGACUGGACUAUGGGAUGUUUGGAAGGAGGCGCGAUGA
Molecule: messenger RNA, 1011 nt
Organism: Cladophialophora yegresii CBS 114405
Lineage: Eukaryota; Fungi; Ascomycota; Eurotiomycetes; Chaetothyriales; Herpotrichiellaceae
Exons: 2
Coding region: 1-1011 (336 amino acids)
Source: RefSeq, a predicted model, not a curated record